AUGAGGGGUAGUACUAUCAAUGAUAUAGCGGAGAGCUCGUUGGAUUAUAAAAGUGAUUAUUCGCGUGACGAGAAAAAUGAAUUAUCUUCUUCUGUAAAAAGUUUUUCUUCUAUAGAUGAAAUAAAUAAUAAGAAAAGAAAAGAUUCUACAUAUAAUACAUUCGAAGAGAAUUUUUUUAAAUCCCAUUGUGGAGUGGAUGAAAACACUUAUCAAGAAAGUUAUAUAAGUGACAACAACAAAAGGAAGAAUGUACCUUCAUAUUUAUUAAAAACGAAAACGAUGCAAAAAAGAGAUUCUUGUGAAGAUUAUAAAUUAAGAAGUGAUAGAGUUCAUAGUUCUAAAUUUGAUAAGAUGAAUAGCCUUAAAAGUGAUAGACUAAAUAGUCUUAGAAGUGAUAAAAUAAAUAGCCUUAAAAGUGAUAGACUAAAUAGUCUUAGAAGUGAUAAAAUUAAUAGCCUUAAAAGUGAUAGACUAAAUAGUCUUAGAAGUGAUAAAAUUAAUAGCCUUAAAAGUGAUAGACUAAAUAGUCUUAGAAGUGAUAAAAUAAAUAGCCUUAAAAGUGAUAGACUAAAUAGUCUUAGAAGUGACAGAAUAAAUAGCCUAAAAAGCGAUAGACUAAAUAGUGUUAGAAGUGAUCGUAUUCGUAGCUUAAAACAUUACAAAUUAAAAAAAGAAAAACGAAUCAGAGACGAACAGAUGAAAUAUAUUUAUAAGAGUUAUAGAUCUUUCCCUUUGAAGGAAACAGAAAAAACAGGUAUAUGGAUUAUCGAUACAAUAAAUGAGGCAUUAGAUAAUUUAUAUGAUAUGAAUGAAAAAGAUCUUUAUUAUAAUAAUAUGGAUAUAAUAGAAAACGAACUAGAAGAUAAGAACAAUAAAGAUAUGGAUGAUGUAAAAAAUGAUAGUUAUGAUGAUAAAGAAAAUAUUUAUAUAUCAUGUAAAGAUAUAAAUGAACAUAUACAAAUAAAGUGGCCAGAUUUCUUAAAAUUAAACAAUCUAAUAUAUUACAAUCAUAUAUUAAAUAUUUAUGAAGGAAUAAGAAAUAUUUUUAAUAAAUACGAAAAGGAAAGAAAAAAUAAAAUAAAUGAAAAUUAUGAUGAUGAGGAGGAGGAAGAUAAUGAUGAGACGAAAUAUAAUGAAGAAGAUAUAUAUGAAGACGAAAAGGAUAUGGAUGAUAAUCAUAUUAGAAGAGAUGAAAAAUAUAAACACAAAAUUAGAAAUAAGGAUAAAAAUAUUAUGAAUCAUAAUAUAUUAAAAAAUAAGUCUAAUAGAUUAUCUUUACCAAAAUUUCCAUAUAAAGAUUUAAAAGAUCGUUGUAUAUCCAAGUGUUAUAAAAACCUACCAGAAAUAUAUGUUAUGAAUGAUGAGAAUAAUAUGUCUGAAAAUAUAAAUAAAAAUAAUAAUGAGGAAUAUAAUGAAGAGUAUAUUAUUCAAAUGAUAUCACUUCCUGAAUUAAUUCAUGGAUUAAAAGAAAGAUAUAUAGAAUUAUGUGAUAUUAUAGGAGAUCAUUUAGAAUAUAUGGAAGAAAAUGGAAAGUAUAGUUUUAAAGAAUAUUGUAUUGAAGUAUCUAGAAUUUUUACUAGCCAUAUUAUUAAUUUAGUAACCUUAUCAAAUGUACCUCAUUUUGUAUAUAACUUAUUAGAUAAUUUCCAAGCAUGCAUAAAAAAUUUUACUCUACACAAAAUUAAUUUAAUAGAUCCUAACAAAAAACAGGAUGAUUGUAAUAAAGAAGGUAUGAAUCAAAUUAUAAUAGAACCAUAUAAAUGUCAUAUUAAUGAUGAUGAUAAAAAUUAUGAUAAGUAUGAUCAUAAUGGAUUACAGUUUGAAAAUAAUAUCAUAUAUAAUGAUUCAUAUGAUACUCAAAUGUAUAAUAAUAAAACGGAAGCAAAUUAUUCAAUUCAGGUGGAUUUAAAUAGUAAUAAUUCAACAUCAAACUUAAAUACAACCAUAGCUAUAAAUAAUAAUGAUGAUAAUUACAAUAAUAAUAAUGUUAAUUAUAAUAAUUACAAUUAUUAUAAUUAUAAUGAAAAUAUUUAUAAUAACAACAAAAAUAAAACCUUUUCUUUAUAUCCAAAUAAUAUGUUCAAUAAUAAUUCAAACAACUAUGAUUAUUUAAAAAAUAACAUGCAGAAUAAAGAAAAUAUGAUGACACAUAAUAUUCAUAGCUUACCUAAAUAUACAAGGACAUAUACAAAUAAUAGAAAUAAAAUAAUGAAUAACAUAAGAUCAUGUGAACAUAUUUCAUCUAUAUAUAAUGAUAUCAAAAAUAAUCCAAAUAAUAAUAAUAUGAAUAUAUUAUCUAGAAGAUCUAAAACUAGUACUAUGAAUUUGCCACAACAUACAAAUGAAGAUAAAUUAAAUAAUAAAGAAGAAGAUUAUAAUUUUGAGAAAUCAAGUACAAACAAUUCAGAUAUUAAUAUAAAAACAGAAAAUAAUAUAUAUAUGAAUAGUUCAUAUAAUAUAACUAAUCAGACUGAAAAUUAUUAUACUGCAAAUUCUUUACCUCUAAAUAAUUCAUUUCAUAAUAUGGAAACAAAUAUAAAUCAAACAGAAACAAAUAUAAAUCAAACAGAAACAAAUAUAAAUCAAAUGGAAGUAAAUAAUUUCUUAGAAUGUAAAAGUAAAUACACCUCAAGAUACCACAACUAA
Messenger RNA from Plasmodium adleri (nom. inval.), 2646 nucleotides. RefSeq names its product conserved Plasmodium protein, unknown function. The coding region runs from base 1 to 2646 and encodes 881 amino acids. The record is from RefSeq and is a predicted model, not a curated record. The transcript has a single exon. NCBI's taxonomy places the organism in Eukaryota, Apicomplexa, Aconoidasida, Haemosporida, Plasmodiidae.